Molecule: messenger RNA, 3116 nt
Organism: Gastrolobium bilobum
Lineage: Eukaryota; Viridiplantae; Streptophyta; Magnoliopsida; Fabales; Fabaceae
Product: rho GTPase-activating protein REN1-like
Exons: 25
Coding region: 1-2763 (920 amino acids)
Biological process (GO): signal transduction
Source: RefSeq, a predicted model, not a curated record
AUGAGUAACAAAAGUGGUGAAUUGGCACAGGGGAAUAAUGGUGAUGCUUCCCUUCCCUCUCCUAAUCCUCAGCCUCAGCCUGGGCCACAAGAUCAUCGACGUUCUCAUAGUAGCCAUGGCAAUCCGAUUUUCAAGAGUGGUCCACUUUUCUUAUCCUCCAAAGGAAUUGGGUGGACAUCCUGGAAGAAAAGGUGGUUUAUUUUAACACAAAAUUCACUUGUUUUCUUCAGAAGCGAUCCAAGUGUUGUUUCUGAGAAGGGAGAUGAAGUGAAUUUGACCCUUGGUGGCAUUGACCUCAACAAUUCAGGCAGUGUUGUUGUCAAAGCAGAUAAGAAACUUUUGACAGUACAAUUUCCUGAUUUUCGUGAUGGACGAGCAUUCACACUUAAGGCCGAAACACUUAAAGAUUUAUAUGAGUGGAAGCUCGCACUUGAGAAUGCUUUGGCACAAGCACCAAGUGCUGCCAAUGUGGUGGGCCAAAAUGGUAUCUUCAGGGGUGAUCAGACUGAUUCACAUAAUACUUCUUUGGACCAAUUGAAGGAUAGAGAUGCAGUGAAAUAUAAAGUUAUUGGCCGGCCAAUUUUACAUGCUUUGGAGGAAGUUGAUGGAACACCAUCCUUUUUGGAGAAAGCCCUGAGAUUCAUUGAAGAGCAUGGAGUCAAAGUAGAAGGGAUCUUGCGACAAGCAGCCGAUGUUGAACAUGUUGAAAAUCGAGUGCGAGAAUAUGAAACAGGAAAAGUUGAGUUUUCUGAGGAGGAGGAUGCCCAUGUUAUUGCUGAUUGUGUUAAGCAUGUACUUCGACAACUACCAUCUUCUCCAGUCCCUGCAUCUUGCUGCAAGGCGCUUUUAGAAGCUCGUAGAACUGAACGUGGCAGUAGGGUUUCUGCAAUGCGUGCAGCAAUAUGUGACACUUUUCCUGAACCAAACCGCCAUUUGUUGCAAAGAAUACUGUUGAUGAUGCAAAGUGUAGCUUCCUGCAAAGCUGAAAACAGAAUGAGCUCAUCAGCUGUGGCAGCAUGCAUGGCACCAUUACUUCUUCGCCCCCUUCUAGCUGGGGAUUGUGAGAUUGAAAAUGAUUUUGAUGUUGGUGGUGAUGGUUCUCUUCAACUUCUACAAGCAGCUGCUGCAGCUAACCAUGCUCAAGCAAUUGUUAUUACUUUAUUAGAAGAAUAUGACAGCAUAUUUGGGGUAGGUUUAAUUAUAUCUUUCACUUUUUUACUGCAGGAAGGUUCUGUGUCCCCUGGCCCUGAUAUGUACUUUGACUCAGAAGAUAGUGGAUCUGAGAGUGAGGAGGCUACGGAUGAUGAUUUGUCUUAUGAUGAUUAUUAUGAUGACGAGGAAGAUGACUCAAUACAGGAAUCUGAUGUAGAUGCAGAUGAUGAUGUUGUUAGUCAAACUGACAGCGAAACUGGAGACUCUACGGCCAAUGACGAGUAUGAUGAUAAGGACCAUGAUCUUUCUAAUUCGAGGUCAGAAUUCUCGGUGGUGAGCGAAGAUCAUUCUGAAGUCGAGCAGAUGUUGUCAACAACUUCACUUAAAGUCUCCCUGCCUCGACAUGAAGAUAUCAAAAGCUGUGAAAAUGUCACAAGCCCAAAUAAGACUGCUUGGGAAAAUGAGUCCAAUAAGCCUGCUGAUAUCGUUGGAGGCUUUCCCACUGGCCAAACUACAAUGCAUAAAUCAAAUUGCCCUAACCCUUCUUCAUGUUUGAACAAAUCUAUAACCAUAUCCAAUGUCCCAGCACCUCGUCGCCGUAUUGUAUUGGGGCGAACCUCUGCAAGGAAGAACCUUUCAAUGGAGUCCAUUGAUUUUCUUGAUGAUGAUGAACCUGAAAUUGAGAGGCUCGAGACUGUUAAGACAGAAUUGCAAAACCAAAUUGCAGAGGAGGUGAAGGUAAAGCUACAAUCUGAUAUGGAAACACGAAAGAAAGCCUUGCAAGAGCGUCGUCUGGUUCUUGAGCAAGAUGUGGCUAGACUACAGGAACAGUUGCUGGAGGAGAGGAGGUCUCGGGCAACUCUUGAAACCAAGGCAGAUCUUGAGGAAUUAGUGCUGAUAGAAGUAGACCUUGCCAACCUAGAGCGGAAGGUUGGUGAGCUUGGGUCGCGGCUUAAUGUACAACUCGAGCGGAACUAUGGUUCUUUGUUGGAUUUAUGCAAUCAAACCCAACAGAUGUCAAAUCAUGAAAGAAAUUUGGAGAAUAAGCCUGAUGCUGAAGUUGCAGCCACUUCAGAAUCUGACAGGUCAAUAAGUCAGGACACUCAUUUUGGUGUAGCAGUAAAUGAUAAUGAGAGAAUGCCAGAGUCACCUUUACCAAACAAACAUCCACCAAGUUCCAAGAAAUCUGGUACAAGGGGUGAGGGAGCAAAUUCCACUACUUCUGCACUAACAAAACUGACAUCCAGACUAUUUUCGAAGGAUCGCCGUAAUCAGAUUUCAGAUGAACCCCAAAAUAUGGAUAAAGGCCAAGAGUUAAGUCAAUCCUCACAGAACCUGGAAAAAGGAAAAGGAUCAGAGUCUCGAGGAUUUGAAUGUUACCUACCACUUCUAUCACCCAAUUGGUCUCGAGUAUCUGAAAACCAUUCUCCAACAUACCCAGAGAACAGUAGAGGCUUAGGCAGUCCAUCAUAUAGACUCAGAAAAUCAGAUAGUCAACCAGGUCAUCAUCUAAAUAGACAGAAUCAAUAUUCACAAGCAUACUUAAAAAGAGGAAUGUCAGAAGGGCAUCGUCAUCAGUCUUAUAAUGUGGAUAAAGGUAGAUUAUUUUAAGGCCAAUCUUUUUUUACACUGAAUAAGUUCCAGAUGAUAGGGGGCCAUUGCAAUCAUUCAGCAUUGUUCUUGUCCAAAUGCGGCAUUGCCAUAUCCUCAACAAUAUUUUGUGUGGUUUAUGAAAUGUGGUGAGAGAAUAAUCCUUCCCUGACACUGCUGGCACAGAGGCCUAUAUUCAAAGAAGCAGCAUUUCAUUUACCCCAAUAUGCAGGAUGUGCAAGGCAGAGUUCAGCCAUCCCCAUGACAUAAGCCAAAAACUGUGUAACAUAACAUGCUGAUUGUUGCUGGCUAUUGUGACAAGCAUGUUGGUUUUUGUUAUUACAUUAUCGUAUUAGUAACUGCAUUAAUAUUGA